UGAUGUCUGUUGAUAUAGUCUAAUACAUGAUUUUGUGUUAUACUGAGGUCUACCGUCUGUUGAUGUAGUCUAACAACACAUGAUUUUGUAUUACCCUGGGAUCUCAAAUUGUACUUUGAAGCUGAGUUUCUUUUGUUAAUGUGUGCUGCCAUCUUUGUCUUUGAUAAAUAAGAAGAGCAGCUUUGUCUGUUUUGGCUGUAUAUAAGUCAUUUGCUUGUUUAGUUUGCAUUCAUUUUUGUGACUUUUGGGAAAUUUAGGGUCUAUUACUCUUAACUGCUUGAUUGCAAGUGAUGUUGAGUGAGUCAUACAUCCUGGUGUGAAUCCCAUUAUAAACACUCUUAGUCUCAUUGUCAUGUAAUAACUUAUUGCUAGAUUGUCCACCCAUUUGUUAAUGACCUUUGAACUUAAUUUAAUGAAGUAUAUUGUUGCUUUAUCAAGUGUUAUAAUAAUAAUUAAUCCUAAGUGUCAAUAGCUAGUUGUUGGUGCCUUGCUUCCUGGUCAUGUUUUGGUGACAUUGUAUCACCAUAGUGUACUGAGUUACAAACUAAAUGGGAGAAGCAUCACUAAGGUCAAGGGUUUUCUGGACUAUUUUACUGGAUACCAGGCUCUCACAGUUGAUAGACUUAAUAAAAAAAAUCUCUACACCUCACAGCUAAUUGACUUAAUAGAAAUACUCUACAGCAGGCUGUCACAGCUGAUAGACUUAUAAUACAAAUAUUGGUUUUAGUCAUUACACUCAGUAAAUAAUUGAUUAGCUGGGAUUGGAAAACAAAUAGUUUUGACAUUCACCUGGCAUCAGUUUGUCAAGUGUUUGAUCUAUGAGACAUGCUGCAUUGGAUGGCUAUUGACUUUGGCCAUUAGACUAGUAUCUAGGCACAAUGUUUUAAUGAGAUGUUCACUUGUGUUGAUGAGGACUUGAUAAACUGUGGAACUUUUCUUGUACUAAUGAUGGACAAUGAUCACUACAGAGGUGACAGUGAAGUAGAGGCAGACAGUGACCAUGAAGAUGGUGGAUAUCACUUUCAUACGGAUUUGGACUCUCAUGACACUGGCACAGUGCGAAGGCGUGCAAAAACAAUUGUUACUCCCAAGAUGGCAAUGGAGAGUUUUCGCCUUUCUUUUUUAAAUGACGACCAAGAUGUGAAUUUUGAUGCCAUCUUGGGUGAGCUGUAUGAAUUGGAGUCCCAGUUAAGUAACACACAGAGUGAGCUAUCCAGGUCAUUAGGUACUCAUCUUCCUCCACCUGCCCCAUUUCAAGAUGGUAAAGAAUGCAGUGAGGCUCAUGGACAACACCAGACAGCACACAUUUCUGAACAGGAAGAAUUGGAUCUGCUGGCCGCAGAGAUCACUAGAGGACUUCACUAUCACAAGACUAAUGGACACCAUCACCCCCAUCACCACCAUCAUCACCAUCAUCAACAUCACCAUCAGGUGGACUCAUUAUGUGAUACUCUAGACACUGACUCUGCAUUCUCUGACAAUGCUUCUCUGCCCUCUUCUGAGUCCUUCACCUCCAUGGCGACUGUGUCUUCUUCUGCAGACACAACUUCAUCCUCUUCUGGGGACACUUGCAGUAUGACCAGUGCCAUCUGUGCUGUCAAUCAUGCAGAGGAGGAACAAAUAGCUCGUUUGAAAGCUGAAAAAAUUCGUAUAGCCUUGGAAAAGAUUAGGGAGGCAAAGAUUAGAAAGUUGUUUGUUAGAGCCUUUGCUAAAGAUGGCAGCAGUAAAAGUAUUUUAGUGGAUGAAAAGAUGAGUGUAGCCCAGGUGUGCAGUCAAUUAGCAGACAAGAAUCAUAUACGAUUGAACCACAAGAUGUCUGUUGUAGAGCACAUGCCUGAGUUACUCAUGGAACGUAUUUUAGAAGAUCACGACUCACUAGUGGAGAACAUGGUCAUGUGGACAAGAGACUCCAAAAAUAAAGUUGUAUUUGAGGAAAGAAUGGACAAGUAUGAUCUCUUUAGAAACCCUGAGAAAUAUUUACUGGGCUGUACAUCCAGCAAACCAAGUUCUCUGGUACCCGCACAAAAAGAUAAACUGAUUCAGGAAUUUUUCUCUCCUGACAGUGUGUGUGUUCCUUCAAUGGAAGGACUUCUCUUUCUCAAGUCUGAUGGGAAAAAAGCUUGGAAAAAAUUCUUCUUUGUUUUAAGAGCCUCUGGUUUAUAUUACAAUCCUAAAGGAAAAACUAGUAAAAAUCCUAAAGAUCUGCUGUGUCUGGUACAGUUUGACUAUGUUGAAGUGUAUAGAGGACUAGGAUGGAAAAAAAAGUAUCAUGCACCAACAGAUUUUUGUUUUGCAUUAAAGCACCCUCAGAUACAGAAGAAAACCUCCAAGUACAUACGUUAUUUUUGUGCUGAGUCAGAGACAACUUUAGAUCAGUGGGUAAUGGGAGUCAGGAUAGUUAAGCUUGGUAAGCAAAUGCUUCAUAACUAUGAAAGAUUGACUCAUGAGAUCUCCAUGUGGGAUUUAAGGGAGCCUGAGGCGUCUGGUAGCACAGUUGAUGAAGCCACAUGUCAAAUGUUAAACCAUGAUGACCUGAAUGACAGCCGUAUGUCUGUACCUGAGCCAGGCUCCAGGCACUCGGUCAUUCAGGUCCACAACAACAACAGCAGCAGCACUUGUGACACCAGAGAUGUCAUGAACAUUGAAGUGUUGGCUAUUCCUCCAAGGAAAGCCUCUGAGUCAGGAAGUGGAGGGGGAUCUGAUGGAAGGUCUCUCAAUGGAUCCAUUUUGUCUGAUUCGUCUCAUAAAACCCCAGUCAAGCGUGUCUCAUUUAGUGCAACUCACAGUAUUAUUACUGGUGAACAUGUUGAAGUGAAACAUCGGGAUUCAAUUAUUAGUGCAUCAACAGAUUCCAGUGAAGAUUCCAAUUCAAGCGGGGAAAUUAGACCAGGCUCAAGUUUCAGAGGUAAACUAAGACCAAGGUUACCUGUCACCACAGAGACUACUAGACAGCUGGCAGAUAUGUGCAACGUGUCAAUGGAUGAGAAUGAUGAAGCUGUUUAUGCCGAGUCUCAGCACAGGGGCACAUCCUCAGCGUUUGCCAGGUCUGAGCGACGACGUUCUUCUAUGCAUGAGAGGCGUGGCUCAUCUGGUUCCACUGGCUCAGACGGUCAAAAAGUUGCUUACACAAAACAUUCCCAUCUGUCAUCUUCCCUUAAGCAGCAAUCACAGGAAGUGUAUGGUGCAGUCAGUUGCCCUGCUCCAUUGGAGAUUCGUUAUCAGCACUCCCCAGUGGACAGUCCAUACCAGGGGAGCAUCAGGAGGAAAAGUGAGCCUACUGUGGUGCCAGAAGAGUCACCUGGCUCUCCCUACCCCAUGUUGUACUCACCAGUCAGAGAAGAACAAGAUUGUGAACUGAGCUGUGAUCAAGAACAAGUUGAGCCAUUCUAUAAUCAAAUCCGAAACCCUCCAGCCAAUAGAGUGUCUAUCCCUCCACCUGCACAAUUUCGGGAAGAGGAAGUGGCUCACUUAUCUUCAUCCUAUCAACCCAGCCAUGAUGUAUUCACUUCUAUGCAAACUCCAUUGGUACACACUGGUGAGGUCAGGACAAGCAGUCAUUCAUCUCAUGAUCCUGCUCAGGCCAAGAGUUUACCACCCGCCACACUCCCAAAACCACAGAGUAAUGCGCUUACGUCAACUCCACCAGCCUCCAGCAGGUCAUUCAAUGACUCCCCAAGCAUCCAGCUAACCACCAAGCUACCACCGCCAACUCUGCCCAAAACAUCACAGACCAAGUCAGCCAUGAAUAGCAAACUACCCCCUCCUUGUGUAGAGCCAGGAAAUAAUGAACUCCAGGUUACUCCAAUAAGUGAGGACAGAGCAACAUGUCCAUCCCAGUCUCCAUCUUUACCAUUUCUGUCUGAACUGUCCAAGAAAACCUCUUCAGAACCAGGAGGAGACAGCUCUAACAACAGCUCAACACAUAGAAGAUGUGCAUCAGCCAGUGGCCCCCUUGGUAGGGGAGAUAAGAAAGUUGCCCCACCACCGCCUCCCAAAAGAAGUGAAUCCACAAGAUUAUCAGUUGAAGUAUCCAAAGUCCAACAGCCACUUGAAGAAACUGUUCAAAAUGGAGUUUUGGUUCAUGAGCCUAUUUAUGAAAACUUUGAUGGUAUACUUGACAUUGACGAGUUACCCCCACCACCCCCAGAACUGCUCAUGGAUCUUCCUCAACCGGACUGCCCAGCUAAUAGUGGCUCUAUCAAAAAAUGUAAACCUCCCCCACCACCACCAAAAAGAUCAAAAGAUACUCAGCUAUCUGGUCAUUGAAAUAUGACUCUAGUAGUCUACUGCUCUUCUAAACUCUCUGUGUUAGCUUAAAACAUUCAUGUGUUCUAUGAUGAUCUUAGUAUGAGAUGUUCAAAACUAAGGGAAUGGAAGAACUGCAAGUCACCAGGAUGUCUUUCUGUUUACCAGUUAGGUUGUUAAAAUCAGACAUUAUUAUGUUGUAGUCCAAAUCUAUAAAAACAACAACGUAAUAUGUUCUCAAACAAACAAGCAGCUGUGUGGUAAUAUACUUGGUUCAACAAAUGGGGCUCCUGACACUGAACACGUAUUUACAUUUAAUGAUUUUAUUAGAGACAUACACAUAAUUAACUUAGGUCCUUCAAUUUAAUGAUUAAGACCUACACAUAAGUAAGUCCUUGGAAACUAAUCCUACUAAAAGACUACCAACGUUAUCUGUACAAGAUACAAUCACUGUGUAUGUUUGAAUUAAUUUAUUUGUUCAUUUCUUUUGCAUUGAAAGAUAAAAUGUUUAGAGAAUGUUUUUGUUUUUUCUCUCUGUUCUUCUAUUUAUCAUCUGGAUGAUGUGAUUCUGUUGUGAGUACAACAUGUGCCAAUCGUUCUUUUACUUUGUUUAUUUGACAUUCAUAUGGUAUGUGUGUGUGUCUAUGAAAUCCCAGCAGUACUUGUUGUUAUGAGUUGUGCAAUAAUUCAGAUGUCAUUUGUUGAGGAAAACUUUGAUUUAUGCAAACCUUUCAUGAAUCCCUCUAUGAUUUCUUCUCAUUUGAUUGUGCAUAGUCUGAACUCCAGUGUCAUUGUAUAGUAGUUUAUACUAGAGUGGUCAGUUAGUCACUCUGGAGCCUGCAUGUUGAUUUUGUUUCUAGCAUCACACUUGAGCCACAUAAUAAUUUAUAGUUCUAGUACCAUGUUUUAGACUAAAGCUGUUAGAGAUCCAACAAAUAUUUCAGUUUUUGUUUUCUUCAAAUUUUGAGGCUUUUUAAGUAGAAAUUUAAAAAAAAAAUCUAGUUAUUGUAUAGAGUAUGAUAAACAUUUUGUUUAGUUUUUGUCUGCCUUUGCUGUUCUCAUGAUUACUUGACUAAAUGUCACAUAAUAUAGUCUAGUUCAAGUCUAAUUUAUCUUACACAAACUCGCUAUCUUAAUCAAAGUCAGAUGUGGUUAUCAUCUGCAUUCAAUCAAAAUAGAGUUGUGUUCAUUGAAUCAAAAUUCGGGGGGAAAAAAAAUCAGAUUUCUUUUCAAAUUAGAAAAUGAAAAGUGCAAGGAUUAAAAACUGCAAUCUACAAACUAUUUAGAAAUUACAUCAAUCUAAAAUUGAUUUAAAUACUGUAUCCGUCUAUUAGUACAUGGAUCAGUGUAAGCAGUAACUGCACUAGCAUGGGUUUAAGAUUUUGAAAGACUUAAAAUCAAGUGCACAUUUUUCAUCAUAUUGUAUUUUCACUGUGUUUGUAGUCUUGAAACCUUUUGAGUCAGUUGUUAUGGCAGAUAGUAAAGGCCCAUAGUUCAUAAUGCUAUUAGGGGUGACAUGUUUUAUAGAAGCAUCAAUAGCCAUAUUGCUUGUGCAAUGUAAUUAGGUGGUGGGACACUGAGUGGGUUGUGUUCUAUUUAGAGAAAUAAAUGUUCCAUUGCUAUUGUCAUGUAUCUGAAAUUGAAUGGAACUUAUUCUUGUGCACAUUUGUCAGAAAAGUCUUCAAAAAAAAUAAAAAAAUUGCAGCUUUAGUUGAAAACAUAUUUAGUUGUAUUCUGGUACUAAGAGCUACUACAGUUUGACAAAGAUGUUCUCAUUGAUUUAGAAUUAUUGAGUACACAAGUGUGGGGCAACAUUAAAACUUGUUGAUCAACUAUUUUACUUAGCAUCUAUGGCUAUCUCUCAAUUUUGAAGUGUUAUUUUUCCAUAGGUAGACAUCAAUCUCUAGUCAUUUCAUUUCUUACUCUGGUGCUAUUAUAUUAUGUUUUAUAAGUCAAAGUUAUGUCAACUUUUUAUACACAAAGGUCAAACUUUUUAUUUAUCUUGUAAAUAUUUUUUAUUGAUACACAUUUUUCUGACAUUAUGUUUGUUUGCUUUUAUAAAACAAAAAAACUUCUGACAAGCUAAUCAUAAAAUUGAUUAUGCGCAUUAUUUAGUUAUGCUAAAAAAAUAAAACAAAUUCACUUUUAUUCUAAAUAGGUACAUCAAGUGAACAUCUGAAGUGAGGAUGUAGCUAAUUGUUUUGAAAACCAAAGGAUAGAUGUACAAUGUGUUAUUAUAUUCUGUACAGAUAGAGUUAACAUGAAGUGUUCUGAGAACAAAACCAUUUAUAUAAAAUGUUUUUUUUUUUAUUUGAUAUUUUAUAAAGAUACAGGUUUUCCUGAACUCCUUCAAACACAAAGCAAUGGAAGUAGUAUAUAGUCAAGUCUGAUUCUUUGAUUUGGUCAGAAGUUUGUUGACAAUUUGUUUUAAAUUUAAUUUUUCUUUUUCAUCUUUUCUAUACAAGUGUUUACUAACAUAAUUGUGUCAUGACAUCAUUUUUGUGUAUGGGUAUGUCACCUGCAUUGAUUGUGAUUGUUACAUAGUCUUUGCUAGCAUAAUGUCCCUUUGCUUUCUGCUGUUAAUUCACAUAUGAGUGACUUAUUGCAUUAGCUUGGAUUAGUUUUGUGAUCUUAAACACUAGAUGUAAUGCAUACACAUGGGUGUAGUAGUGAUAAGCUGUACUAGACUGCCAAACCAAGCACAUACAAGCUUGUUGGAAUAGGCUUUUCAAACCAACAAUUGGAGUCUCAAACAGUUCUAGGGUGUAAUGCUAGCCAAUGAAAAGUGUGAGGUCUGGGCUUGGUAGUCAUGAAUCAUCAUGAAGUAUAGAAUAGAGCAAGUGACAGCUCGUUUCUUGACAGUUUUUUUCUACUUCAUAAAUUUGGCAGCUUCCUGGAAAGUUGAAACAAAAUUUAUUUCCCCUACUUAAAUGAAGUGGUUUAAGGAGAAACAUCAUAUACUGUUUGACCCCAAGUAUUUCUAACACUAUUUUUCUACAAUGCAUUCACCUGUUUGUAUUGUAUGAAAAAGCUAUAUGAAAUACAUAUCUAUAUAUAUUAUAUUGUAAUAGAUAGACUUAAUGAAACUACAUAUCUCUGGUAUCAUACUCCAUUUGAGUAGACUUCACUUUUUGUCUGCUAAAUCAUUGACUCCAUCUCUUGCCAAAAAUAGUUUCUCAUCCUAUUUGAACAUUUUCAUUGGAACCACAAUGUGUACAUUUGUUUGUGUGUUUCUGGUCAAUCCACGAGUGCAAUAUUCACAUGACAUCAUUUCAAGUAGACUGACUAGCACAAGUGAAGAGGCGUGUAUGAGACAAACAGCAUGUGUUCAAAUUCUUCCAUCUACCAUCUUUUACUUCAAGAACCAAGACAAACUUGUUCUAUUAUUGUAGUAGACCUAAUGUUGACUUUUAUUUUCUAAACUCUUUCAACAAUUGUACAUUUAGGUUUCUGUCUGUAUUACCUGCAGUUGUAUUUCGCUAAUAGAUCUGACAUCAACAAUUGUGAGGGUCUUUGACUCCUAGCGUCUUCUUGUAAAGAUAAUUAAUGUAGGUCAAGUUAAUGAGGUAACUAAGUCUUUAUUAAAGAAUUAGUAGCAUAAUUUUUUUUUUAUCUCUUUACAAUAUUUGUGAAAGAUUUAUUUCUAUUUUAAGCAUUUUUUUUUUUAAAAACCUAUUGUUCUAUAUAUUUUGAAUUAAAAGCAUUACUAAACAAACUAUAAA
Messenger RNA from Biomphalaria glabrata, 7967 nucleotides. RefSeq lists its product as uncharacterized. The coding region runs from base 892 to 4266 and encodes 1124 amino acids. Lineage: Eukaryota; Metazoa; Mollusca; Gastropoda; Planorbidae. The transcript is spliced from 14 exons. Gene Ontology annotation, biological process: signal transduction. The record is from RefSeq and is a predicted model, not a curated record.